Messenger RNA from Ilex paraguariensis (yerba mate), 543 nucleotides. The record is from the annotation of a GenBank genome assembly. Lineage: Eukaryota; Viridiplantae; Streptophyta; Magnoliopsida; Aquifoliales; Aquifoliaceae.
AUGGAGUUUUUCCUGAAACCUCAGCAAGAAUCAUCGUUUUAUCCCUAUUUUUGGACUGCACGUCAGUUUUCUGGAAGUUGCAAUGUCUGUUAUAUAGAUUCAGCUGCAUGGAUGAUAGUCAACCUGAAUCCUCUCACCAACUUGUUUUUAGUUUCACUGAACAGGUACUUUCCACAAGGGAUUGACAUUUACUUUGAUAAUGUUGGUGGAGCCAUGCUCGAUGCAGCUCUUCUCAACAUGAGGAUUCAUGGCCGGAUUGCCAUUUGCGGGAUGGUGUCUCAGCAUAGCUUGUCUGAUCUGCAAGGAAUUCACAAUUUGUUCAGUCUCAUAACAAAGCGCACAAGGAUGCAGGGAUUCCUGCAGAGCGAUUACCUGCAUAUAUUCCCACGCUUUCUGGAAGAUGUUACCAGUUUAUACAAGCAGGGGAAGGUUGUUUACAUCGAGGACAUGCACAAAGGUUUGGAAAGUGCUCCAGCUGCCUUUGUCGGGCUGUUUUCUGGGGAAAAUGUUGGUAAGCAGAUCAUCUGUGUUGCCCACGAAUAA